GACUAAAGCUUUAUAUGUGUAGAAGGUAUUUUUAACUUGACAUCACAUUUAGGCUACAAUAGAUUCCCCUACUGUAGGGAACAUGUUUUAGCAGUGGGUUGGGCAGGUGAUCUGCAGAGUUCCUUUCCAGCCCCUCAGAUUGUGUGGGGAGGGGUAAAUAAAAGCAACAAACAAAAUGGGACUGAUCAAAAGAAAGCACUCUAUAAUAAAAUCCACUGCCAAACAUAUCAUACCUAAAGUAAAUGCAUUGUUUUUUAAAGCAGGAGGAGCAGAGCAAGUUGUAAGCACAGACAGAGCCUUUGAUAGAAAGGCUGUGUGUUAAAACAAGACCCUAAUAUAUAAAGCUUAAUGAACGUAUUAAAAAUUAGAAGAGGGUGUUGUUUAUUCAGGAUAGAGAGUUAAAAAGCUCCUGGAAGGCUAAAGGUUUUUUUUUUUUUAUAUAUAUAUGUAGGUCACUCUGAAAGCAAUGCCUCCUGUUUAUUUCUAAGGAAACUACAACAGCUACGAAGAGCACAAUAAAAUCAGUGAACAGAGUGCAUUCUCAAUAACAAAACACUAUUUCUGAGAGUGUUUGCUGUCAUUAACUGUAUCUCCAUCAGCAAUAAAAAGCGUGCUGCCUUUGUAAUAUUCUGUCCUCUGUAGACGAUGCACGGUAUUUUACCAUCCACCACCUUAUUGUGCUUGCAUCCACGUUGAUGAAUGUCAACAAGUGCCAUUUCUGUGCAUGGAGGAAUUCACUGACACACCUUUGCUUCACGCAUACUUCUGUGUCAGGUGCUGUUCUGUCAGACUGCCCCUCUGCUGCCAUCUGUCACAUGGCAACAAUAUGUAAUGGUAUAUUAGUGGGAAGGUUUGACCUCUUGUGCCAUACCACCAACAGCCACCUCUGGUGUUGUGAGCCAACGUAAAACGGGAGGCAUUUCUUUCAGAGCAGCCAUUGUAUUUCUUACUUGGAAACUGCAUUAAUAGUCACUUAAAAUUACUUGUGAACUUAGCCCUUAGUAACUUCUGAGAAGCAUUAGGACAAGAAGCUCUUGCAGUGUACGUUAUGAAGAAUGGACUAGGUAGCUUGAUCCUUUAUUGUGACUAAUUAAAAAAGCCCAUUUUGGUUUGUAUUUUGAUGUUCUCAAUGAGUGUUCUUUCCUUUAUCUUUAGCUGUUGGGUAACAUUAAAACCUAGAUGGCAUUUCUGGAUCCUGCUUGCAUAUUCAUUUGUUUUCUUUGAUGUGCUGCUGCCUUCUCUAUCUUAUAAACUUCAAGUUUAGCAGUAAUGUUCUGAAUGCAGAGUACACCCAUUUUCUUCCUCACCACUUGAGGCAUUAUACUAGGAAAUAUAUUUAUUACAGCAAAAAUUGCAGUGCUUUUUUUAAUGUGCCAUCUUGUGUUUGUUGGGACUUAAGUCUCCUAAAACACUCUUAACAGCUUCUCUGCUGUGUGUGUGUUUGUAAGCAUGAAUUGUAGGAGCAGGUACAUUCUCAGUGCAUCAAAAUAAGUCAUGGCUGUCUUUCAGAUGCAACUAUUUGUUGCUGUAAGAUCCUUUGCUUUGGAGUACUGUACUGAAACAGUAGGCACACUGUGAAGGCAAGGGAUUUACAAGACCUCUUGGGCCAGUACACAUCUAACAACACACAGCAGUUUUUUCCAUGGACCACAUGCAACAUUGACCUUCUGGAGAUCUUGUUUAAUUCACCAGCUAAAGGGAAGCACAAUGCCUCUCAACGAUGACCAGAACAGUGAUUCAGAUUCUUCUCGCCUUUCUGAAAGUACAGCUUCUUCUAGUGACUCUGAAUAUUCAAGACAGAGCUUUAACAGCGAUUCUUCAAGCAAACCCAGUUCCCCAGCUUCAGCAAGUCCUCCCAAGAUGAUUACAUUUGAUGAACUGAUGGCAGCUGCGAGAAAUUUAUCCAACUUGACAUUAGCUCAUGAAAUUGCUGUAAAUGCAAAUUUCUGUAUAAAACACGAAGACCUCCCACAGAACAGCUUAGCAGGCACAGUGAAACAAAUAGUACACAAGGCAUUUUGGGAUCACCUGGAAUCGGAACUGAAUGAAGACCCUCCAGAAUAUGAACAUGCUAUCAAGCUCUUUGAGGAAAUUAAGGAGAUUCUUCUUUCCUUCCUGGCUCCAGGAGCAAACAGGAUUCAAAAUCAAAUUUGUGAAGUUUUGGACACAGAUCUUAUAAGGCAGCAGGCAGAACACAAUGCUGUUGAUAUUCAUGGGCUAGCUAACUAUAUCAUCAACACUAUGGGAAAAUUAUGUGCUCCAAUAAGAGACAACGAUAUAAAACAGUUAAAAGCAACUGAAAAUAUUGUAGAAUUACUGAGGCAAAUUUUCCAUGUCCUGGACCUGAUGAAAAUGGAUGUAGCAAAUUACACAAUUGAAAGCCUUAGACCAUACCUUCGGCGUAAUUUGGUGGACUAUGAAAGAACAAAAUUCCAGGAAAUUCUUGAAGAAACACCAAGUGCUCUGGAUCUCACAACAGAAUGGAUAAAGGAAUCCAUAGAAGAUGAAUUGUCAUCCAUUUCCGAUGAAUCAUCCUCAUCCCCUGGUGCUGAUCAUAGUUGUAAAUCAAGUAUUAGUCCUACACUGGUGCUAAACAAUGGCUACUUGAAACUACUACGGUGGGACUACCACAAAACAAUUCCAGAGACUCUAAUAACAGAUGAAGUUCGUCUUCAGGAGUUGAGAGAAAAGCUGAAUCAAUUAAAAAUCAUAGCUUGUGUUUGUCUCAUAACAAACAAUAUGGUGGGUGCAGCGAUUGCAAAUGUGCCUGAUUUUGCCAACCUACUGAAAAGAAUCUCUGUUCCCCUUCUUGAAGGCAUGAGCAAGAAAACUUUUGAUUUGAAAGAAGCUCUAAAUGCUAUUGGUGUUCAGAUUUGCAUCAAAGUGAAUGAGUCUCUCACUGCAAGAGAUCUUCCCACUCUUAAUGCAGAAAUGCAGAAUAAUUUAAUGGCUCAAAUCACAAGUAUUGUUGAGAAGAAUAACCCCGUCAGUUCCUUGAUUGAUAAACGGAUCCAGUUGUUCAUGAAAAGCUUGCUUGCUCCUCCAAGUUUUCGGAAAUGUACGCCUGCACUGCCAGGAGGCCUUUCUGUGAUUCAACCAGAGAUGGAACUUGUUGGAUCUCAAUUUGCAAGCAUUGUAGAAUUUAAUAAACAAGUGUAUGGACCAUUCUAUGCGAACAUACUUAAAAAACUACUUUUUCCUGAGGCAGCAAUAGGGAAAGCAGGAAUAGAAGCACCCAGUAACUGAAAAAAAAACCCCAAACUAUUUCUGUACCCCUUUCUUCUACCUUUUAUCUUUUUUUAAUAUAGAGAUUGUGUUCUGGCUCCCCCACUAAGAACUCCAGUGACUAUUAACGAGAGCAAUCUUGUAAAUUGUAGAUGGAUAAUUUCUGAAAUCCACUGGAAGAAAAUUAAUUUCUAUUACAUAUAUAUUUUAUUGAACUAAGUCUGCUCAAUGGAUUGUGGCACUUGUAUUUCACUUUUUGAGACAAGCAAUUAUUUGUAUUUGUGGUGGGUAGGAGGUGGUGAAGCACUUACUGUUUUGCCACCAUUAAAACAUAAUAUUUUAAAAUAUAUAUAUUUACAUAUAUUUACAUAUGCUAUUUUGAGAUGACAGAAUAAUUGUAGAUAAAAUGCAUUAUGCUUACAUUGUAUUUUUUAGAGCAGCGUCUAAUGAAAAAAAAAAACAUGAUUCUGGAAAGACUUUGAAGUAUAAAAAGAAAUGUAGCAUAACUGCUUUUGUAACCAAAUCCAGGUUUAUAGUUGGCCAACUUCUGGUGCUCCUGUGAAUACUGGAACUAAACCUAGCCCCUGUUAUGUUCAGGAAUGCCAGUAUUGCAAGUUGUUCUGGUACGGAAGUUGCAGAAGCGCUCAUUAUUUAAAAUAAGAAUAAUUCAGUAGUUGUCAACUGGACAGGAUAGAGAGAUGAAACACUUUAGAAACAUGAUGCCAGGCACAGGGUGGGGUGGGAAUGCAAAUAUCUGUAUGAUACCCAUCUAGUGAAUAUCAUACAGAUCCCAAGUCUAACCUCUAAUAUAAAUGCUUGUAUUGAUCUUAAUGGGUAUUAAGUAUUUUUGAGGUUGGGCUUUCUGACCUUUAUUCUUGAAAGCACUUGACUUUGGGAGAGAUCUUACAGAGUACAACAGAGAGCAUUCACCCUCUGUAAUCUGUUGAAUAAGGGCCUAGAAUGUUCAAAAUGUAUUUUGGGUACUCUUGUGUCAGAAAGCAGACAACCAGAUCCCUUGCAAUUCUUGCAGAUGUGAUCAUGUUCACUCUCAGUAGGUGUCAGAGAGAAGUACGUCUUCAUUUUAGAUUUAUGUUGUUCUGAAUUUGCUUUUCUCAAAAUCCCUGCAGAUUCAGCCCCAAUACUUGGUUCCCAUUUAAUACAGCCAGAAUCUUAAAUACAGAAAUAGAAUAGGCUUGGAACUGAGAGAUACGGAAGUAAACUUCUGUAAGUUUACAUGUUUUAUUUUGCAUAUUUCAGAUUACUGGGAAUAGAUACUGCUGCAAUACUUGAUAUACAUGUGUUCUUAUCUAUGGAAAUGAAUCAUAAUUUACUUGAAAAUGAUCCUUUAUAUUAUCACACAAUGGUCCUUUUAAAGUGUCACAUAUAUAUAAAUUCCAUGUGGUACAAGUUAAAUAGCUUGUUUUUAAUAUUUUAUACUACGAUAUAUUCUUAUUGAUGUGAAGAGUUGCCCAUAAAAGCUUAAUGUGCCACGCGUAUUAUAUAUAUUACUGUCUAUCAUAGCAAAACUGGGCAUUAUUAGCACUGUGGUUUUGUAGUCCAUUUUUACAGAAUUGUGUACUCUUUUUAAUAAGGGAAAUGACUUCUUGUCAGCUGAUCCUCAGUGUCUGAGGACUUUGGCCACAUGUACAUGGUAUGAAAAUCAUUUUUUGAAAGGCCUUUUAGAAAACAAAUGGCUGUAGUGCACUUCUGUUCUAUCCUUUGUUUUAAAAAAAUACAAAAGGUGUAAAAACUGAAUAUGUAUUCUGAAGGGAACUUCUAUGGAAGCCUGAGAAGGGAACUCUUAGAAUACAGUAACAGUGCCAGGAGGUAAAAUGGAUUCAUUCAAACAGAUCCAGAACUUCGACAUGCAAUUCAAAGUCAGCCAGAGAAGAAUGCAUUUCAAAAGCACUUAAGGGAAGUUAAUUCUCUGUGAUUUGCUACACCCUUGGAAAUACAUACGUCAAGUUUCAGCCAAAAGAUGGUUUUUUUAAUGGGUAUUGGAAGAACAUUUAUGAUGUAACUAUGAACUUUAAUACAAGAUAUACAUUCUGCUGUUCAAAGGAAAAAAAAAAAUUUUGGUGAUUUGAAAAGGGCGUUUUAUAGCAUGGCCUAUGUUUCAAGUGCUUGUUUAAUGUAUCUUAAUUUUUAUUUGAUGUUUCAACCGUCGGGAUUGCAUCUGUUUAAUGUCAUGUUACUGCAUGCUGUUGACGCUACCCUGGCUGAAAAGCACUUGCCUCUGCUCUGAAACUGUCCUUGUGAAACAAGAUGCCAUUCUGUUACAGCUUCUUUUAUUGAAAUAAGAAUUUUUGAAGUUUUGUAUGCAUUCAAUUGUGAUACCAUUGUGCUGAAAAGUCUCUUACGCAAUUUGUUUCUGAAAUGUAAUGGAUCAUGUUAAAUGCUGAAGAUAAAGGACUGCACUAAUA
Lagopus muta (rock ptarmigan) is the source of this 5648-nucleotide messenger RNA. RefSeq names its product t-complex 11 like 2 (gene TCP11L2). Bases 1708 to 3246 code for a protein of 512 amino acids. The record is from RefSeq and is a predicted model, not a curated record. Lineage: Eukaryota; Metazoa; Chordata; Aves; Galliformes; Phasianidae. The transcript is spliced from 11 exons. Gene Ontology annotation, biological process: signal transduction.